Messenger RNA from Scheffersomyces amazonensis, 282 nucleotides. RefSeq lists its product as uncharacterized. The record is from RefSeq and is a predicted model, not a curated record. The annotation marks the transcript as partial. The transcript has a single exon. NCBI's taxonomy places the organism in Eukaryota, Fungi, Ascomycota, Pichiomycetes, Serinales, Debaryomycetaceae.
UGUAGUAGUGCUCAUCAAGCAGCAAAAACAGUAUGUAGAUCAUUACUAGCAGCUGUUCGUAUUGACUUAUCAUGGAAGUCAGAUGGUCCAAGAAAUAUUCAAUAUGGAUCCUGUUUUAUAUCGUGGAGUGCGAAUGCUACUUUUCAAAUUGAUGAUUUGUACAAUGCUGCUGACUACUGCAUCGAGUCCUGUGGCCUGGCAAGUGUUAGUUGUGAAGUACGGGGUGUUACGUUGAAUGGCUACCUGGUAGAUCAAUGUUUGAGUAAUAGGGCAGAUGGCUGC